AUAUGAGUUUUGUUUUAAUUGAACUAGGAGCUGUUCGCUGAUACCAUGACAAUAUUUCGUAGGAAAUGGCGAUUCUUAUCCCUUGCGACAUUAGCCGGAUUUGUUCUUAUUUCAAUCUGUAUACUCGGGCUCAUGGAAAAUCAAUAUUUUGUCAGUCUUUCUCAAUGCCAAGGAUAUAGAUUGACAGAUCAUCACCACUUUAUGGCUGAUCUAAGGAAUAUUACGGUCGGUGUCAGCAGUCGGGACUCCUCGAGCAUUCCUUUUGUCUCCAAGGCUUUACCAAGUAAUAUGUCUGUCAAAAAUACAACUGAGAUUUCAAUGUCCAAUUGCACAAAACACACCACAUCUGCUUUGGUUGGAUUAUAUUUGAAUGAACCGACUGAUGAACACCUUUUUACCUACAUCCAUAAUCCAAACGGGACAUGUUUCCAUGAGAAUGGCACGAGAAUGGAUGUGUAUCUCCUAUUCUUCGUUCCGUCAGCACCGGGGAAUUUCUUCCGUCGUAAGGCGAUUCGCGGGUCUUACGGUAAAAGAGACACUUGGUCGAUCCAUGGAGGCGGCCAAGUGGUGACAGUGUUCUUGCUUGGUUCCACAAGCGACUCAGGGCUUCAGAAGAAGAUUGAUAUCGAAUGUGACCAACACGGUGACAUCGUCCAGGAGUCCUUUGUCGAUUCCUACCGCAAUCUCACUCUGAAGACAAUGAUGGGUUUUAAAUGGACCAGGAACCACUGCCGGCACGCACACUUUGCCAUGAAAAUCGACGACGACACGUCGGUCGUCCAAAGACGCAUCGUGGCGAUCCUCGAAGACGCACCACAUUCUAAAUCCCUGCUUGGAUAUGUCUUUGAGAAGCCACCGGUGGUCCGUUCCCUGAGGGAUAAGUUCUACAUCAGCAAGGAAUACUAUCCUGACGACAUCUACCCAGCCUACUCAAUCGGAGCCGGUUAUAUCCUGACCAUGGACCUCGUGGACGCUAUUUUUAAUGUUUCCACCACGAUACCAAUAUUUCCUUUUGAAGACGUCUUCGUGGGUAUGUGUCUUCGGAGGCUCAGCAUCAAACCCAGGAACGUUGAUGGAUUCCUUUAUCGACGUUCCUACAUACAUCUCCUAACUGGCGACGUCGACAAAAUAGCCGCAAAAUACGCCAUAGCGACGAGUAUUCCUUCGCGCUACAUGAGGCCUUUUUACAAUAGAUUCAUUGUAAACUGAGAUCCAUAUUAUCAGGUCUUUUUAGCUGCUUCAGUUUUGUAUUAAAUAUGAUAAAAGUAGGCCUACACAGGAAAAAUAACGUGUUAUACAACUUGUUUGUUACGUAACUGCAAUUUUUUUGUAUAUAUAUAUUUAUUGCUCAAACAGUGAAAAGUAACACUUUUAAACUUUAUUUUGAAAUCUUAAAGAAUAAUUGUAAGUUCAUAUGGAAAAACAGCCGGGGUAAUUAUAUAGUAACUUAAGUAGCAAGCAUAGUGGAGCAGGCAUAAAUAGCUGCGCCAUAUAAUUAGACACGCCAUUAUCAUUAUUAUAAUAUAAAGCAUAUUACAUGUAUAUUUUGUACUUUGAUGUUGCUUGUUUCUGCUCAUGUGAUAUUUGAACCUAAGAAACACCUGUCACUUUACUAUGUUACUAAGAUUUUGAACAAGCCUGCAACGUUUCAUAGACACAGACUAUGUUACGGACACUCCGUCCCUCUGAGAGGACAUUCCAGACUUUUCGCAUUUUCUACGGGGAAACUCUCUACAACGGACAAAUUCCUUUGAAAAUGCAACCUCUCAAAUCUCCAUUGCGAUUUCAAUGGCAUGUCAAGACCCCACUGAGUACAUGGGAUCACGCGCGUAAAACAUUUUCCAUAGACUCGUAUGUUGAAAUGGUACUGUAAAAUGAAUUCAUAGAAAAAUAAAGUGGAAAUUAGAGGUUUGAAAGUUUACUACCAGUGGAUAGGAUAUAAUUAUAUCAGACAUUCCAUAUCUGACCAGAAUAGGGUACCUUAGCCAGCUCAUUCAAAAAAUAAAUUGGCAUUUAUGAAUACAUCUCCUCACGGAAUCAAAUUCAUCGUCUGAAACAGUAAAGUAGCCCUAUUCUUCCGCCACCCCCCCCCCCAAAAAAAAAAAUAGUUCCAAAGUCUCCAAUAUUUUUUCUUAUUUGGGAAGAAGUUCAGUAGUUGCCCUGUCUAUAGUCAAAGUUAUAGAUGGUCAAUCAUAUUAAGACAUUUUGGUCAAUCAGCAAUAUCAAAUUAAAAUAAUUUUGAAUGGGUUGGGUCGAAUUAAUAUCUUUUGUCUUCCUGUAGUAAUUAGGCUCGUGGCACAACGGGAGAACCCCUGUGUUGGUCCAUCUGCAAACCCCCAUUAGUUAAGAUAAUUAGGUACUUUUCGCAACUGCAACGAGGAUGGAUACAAGACCACAAUAUAAAUGUACUUAAAUUGCCAGUAAAAAAUGAAAAGCUGGGAGGUCUUUGUCGAAAAUGGGUGAACUUGAACAGCAGUGUCGUCCUAAGUUUCGGAGCUGAUAAAAAAUUUCAAAUAUGUUGUUUGUUCAGAGUCCAGGAUGAAACUGCUUUUUUGAUUCACCAAUUUCGACAAAGACUCCUUGGUUGUUCAUUGUCAUGGAGGGCAUUUCACAAUACAUUUAAUUUUUUCUUGAAUCCGUUGUGCGUCGUUGAAGCGACUACUCCAUAGUGUACACAGCAAAAACUUUGGUGUUAACCGGUGUACAUAGAGGACCACACCAGUUAUUUUACACCGGUGUUAAAUUGACAGUGUUAGCAUACAAUACCUUUGGUUGUUACAUUUACACUCUUUGGUGUUAUGUUCAAUCUCUAUGGUGUAAUUUUAACACCUCAGGUUGUGGUCCUCUAUCAACACCAACUGGUGUCAGUUUAACACCAUAGUUUUUACAGUGUAAGUAGAGUCCCGCAAGUUCUUACUGUGAUACAGUCUGCUUUUUCCCACAAAGAACAUGAAGAAGAUUGAGGUGACCCCAAAGAAAUAAUACUUAUAAACUUAGCAAUACAAUUAUGUCAAAAUUUCCUUUGUUUUAUCAAUGCCAUUUAAAAAAAAAUCACACUCGUGUCUGUAUAGUAGGCCCAAUAAAGUCGCAUUUAAACCACAAAGUAUAUAGACCUGCAGAUAUUGCAAACCAUUACGAUAGUCAUUAUUCGUUCACAAUAGGUUCAUGGGUCAACAGAAACAUUCAAGUCCCAACUGAAAACUUAUUUGUUUCUCUCCCAUUAACAGUUUAGUGUUUUUGAUUCAGGAGAAUUCAAAAUUCUAUUCUUUUUCUAUUAUUGUUUGUGUGUGUGUUUAUUUUCUUGAAGCGCCAUGAGCACCGAAAGGAGGACCUGUGUGCUCUAUAAGUAGCCACCAUUAUCUUUAUCAUUAUCAUUAUUAUUAUUAUUAUAGCUUGGCAGUAUGUUAAUGAUUAAUGUGAUUGUCUUAUGAAUAAUAUUAUGUUCAAAAGUCAAUUGGUAGUGCUCGUAGGCGUAAUUAGCACGAUCAGUAAUGUUGUGUAUUUCGAUUAAUAUAUAAAUACUAGAUAGAAAGGUCGAAGCGAUUUUAUGCAUGUGAUACCAAACCAUAAUUACCGACGGCCUUUUUCCUCACUGCGUGCUAUGGACUUGGUCAAAUAAAUAUCUGGAACGU
Messenger RNA from Lytechinus pictus (painted urchin), 3632 nucleotides. Its product is annotated as beta-1,3-galactosyltransferase 5-like. The transcript has 2 exons. The coding region runs from base 46 to 1209 and encodes 387 amino acids. NCBI's taxonomy places the organism in Eukaryota, Metazoa, Echinodermata, Echinoidea, Temnopleuroida, Toxopneustidae. Gene Ontology annotation, cellular component: Golgi membrane. The record is from RefSeq and is a predicted model, not a curated record. Gene Ontology annotation, molecular function: hexosyltransferase activity.